AGAUUAGUAGUUGAUUAAAGACCGUCUGUCCGGAAGUAAAAUUGUGACAGUGUCUCGAACGCAGCGGACUUAUUAAGAUGGGAAUACUAAACAAAAGCGGAUGGAUAGUUUUCAUCGUCGUCACAUUGGCCAAGACGCUUAUAUGUGGACCACUGCCAUCUUUACCCACACAUUCUCCAGCUUUCAACGAUGUCAAUGAGGUGGUGGAUUAUUACAUUCACAAUACUAAAUUAACCUAUGAUCAUCGAGCUGCAUCCAUAAACGAAGAAGCUGACAACAUUUUCCAAUACAUCAACAACAACAGCAAUAACAAGGGAUUGAAAAACAAUAACAAAUAUCAAAAGCUAGACGACACACUGAAGCACUUCAUGGCAAGAGUUAAUAAAUUCAACAACAAAUGUGGCAUCACUGAUGUUCUCAUGAUUUUGGCACCCAGGGUUUUGCACGAAAUAAACGACACCAAUGAUAACGAGCUAAUAGCAUUAAGUGAGCGUUUUAGGAAUCUCCUUAAGCUCAAUGAAGUUCAGAGACAAAUAGAAGCUGCCAAAAAGGUAGAGGAAUUUCUGGAUGGCAAAGAAACAUCAAUUGUUUUACAAUUCCACUCGAAAUACACGGCAUGGGACAGGGAGUACUGUUAUGGCGUUUCCGUGUGGGAUGAAUGAUUAAAUUUUUAUUAU
This is a messenger RNA of Musca domestica (house fly), 677 nucleotides long. RefSeq lists its product as uncharacterized. Lineage: Eukaryota; Metazoa; Arthropoda; Insecta; Diptera; Muscidae. The transcript is spliced from 2 exons. The record is from RefSeq and is a predicted model, not a curated record. The coding region runs from base 78 to 662 and encodes 194 amino acids.